CUUUGUCUGCACUCGGCUGGUUCAUCUUUCCGCUGCACUGCGGGACAGGACAGAAGAAACUGGUGCGAUGCCUUCCUCCUCCGUCGAGCCGGACAACGGCGUCGCCACCGCAGCCUUGGUGGCGUCGACUCCCGCAGUCGACGAGCGCCUCGUCUCCUCCCUGCGCACGCAGGCCAAGGUCGAGUUCCUCUGCAAGAAGCACGGCGUCCCGAGCCCGUAUACCCCGCGCCCCGCCGGCGACGACCGGCGCGCCUGCACGCCCCCGCCCCCGGGGUAUAUCUGCGUGUACGCGCACGCGCUGGAAUCCGGGAUGCGCGUGCCGCUGCACGGCUUCUUCUGCGAGGUGCUCGUCCACUUCGGCAUCGCGCCGGCCCAGCUCAUGCCCAACGGGUGGCGCGUCAUGGCGGGCUUCCUCGCGCUCAGUCGCUCCGUCGGUGUGCCGCCGUCGCUGGGCGUGUUCCGGCGCUUCUUCGUGCUGUCGACGGUCAGCCACAAGCUCAAAGGCUGGUACUGUUUCCGUGCAAGGGACAGCUCCGGCGUGCGCUUCACGGGGCUGCCAAAUACCCCCUUGGACUGGAAAAGGCUGUAUUUCUUCCUCUCGUCGCCGGAGCCGUGGCCUUGCCCCGUGGAGUGGGGCGAGCCGUCGAAGAGCUCCUUCGUAAAUCCGGCGCUAACCAGUGAGGAAAAGAGAUCCGCGAAGAAGAUACUGGAAGCUUAUGGCGGCGCUGGCGCCGCCGUUGAUAUGACGACAUGUCUUUGCAAUGGCAACCUCGCCGGCCAUAUGGUACCUGCCGGAUCUCCACUUCCGCCGGCGGCGGCUUCUCCUUAUACUUCCAAAGGAAUGGAUCCAUCCGUCUACAACAUGAUGAAAACUAUGUUUGCGGAGAGGGCGUCGACGAAGAAGGUGAAAGCCGAGCCGGGCAGCAACGCACCAGGAUCGGCAGCUUUGUGCGGGAAGAAGAGGGGUCUGGAGGAAGCCAACGACAAGGAGUACCCGCCCCCUUCGCUGCUGAAUACGGCGCUAUUCUCCGGCAUGUCUUCGCCACCACCGGGCUUCCAACCUAGGAGGCCACGGACGAACUUCCCCAGAAGGCACGGCGGAGACACCACGGAUUGGAAGGCUGCACGGGAGCUGCUGCAGGCCGCCGUCGCGCCGCCGCAGCAGCGCGCGUUCUCGGCUAGCGAGCCUUCCGAGGUCGUCAGGUCGAGCUACGCAGCGAUUCUGAAGGCCGUGAACUACACGUCAUUCUCCCUGAGCUACGCGCUGGAGCUGGAGGAGAAGCUGGUGGCGCGGGACGCGGAGGUGGCCGCACUGCGGAAGCAGCUGGAGGAGGCCAAGGCAGAGGUCGCCGCGGUGAAAGGGGUGUCAGAAGUUAAGCGAGAGAAGGGGAAUGUGGAGCUCGCCGCGCCGAAGCGGCCGACAGCGGAGGCGGCGGCGGCGGCGGUGCAGUAUCUCCUGGCAUCCGAGUCCGAGGAGCACAUCCGGCGGCGCUCGGAGCAGGCGCUGGAGGGGUACGAUCGCUGGCGAGGUAGUAGUAGGAGAGCGGCACCGACGAGGCGACGACAUGAGGCGCGCCGCGCUCCGGCCGAUGAUUCGUCGGCGAAUGUCACGGCCUCUACUACGACUACCUCGACUCCGGCUGAAAUUCCGACGAUGCAUCUCGGUGGCCGGCUCAAGAGACGGCCGGAACCAUCCACCUGGUAUGACCCCAAGCAGUGGCUUUUGCAAGGGAAGCAGAACCGGAAGAAGUUCGCGUUUCGACAUCUUUGACAUGUGCAGUGUAGCUUCCGAUGAUCAGAAUACUUUUCAUUUCGAUUGUGACAAACAAUGCAAAACACAUGACAGAAAAUCCUGUACGUACCUGACUUGGAUGAUCGGAAUUUUGCUUGUGAAAUGACGUUGCCGAGGCUCCAUCGGUACAAAAUAGUUCAUCAUCCUUAAGGAUGACUAAGUUGUUGCUGCCCUAGUAAAACUAUAGAGUGUAUGCUUUGCUUAUCGAAUCUGUUUUUUCUUCGAAG
Lolium perenne is the source of this 2019-nucleotide messenger RNA. RefSeq lists its product as uncharacterized. The record is from RefSeq and is a predicted model, not a curated record. NCBI's taxonomy places the organism in Eukaryota, Viridiplantae, Streptophyta, Magnoliopsida, Poales, Poaceae.